AUGUCCGGGGCGGUUCUGCUGGUGGCGGCCGCCGGGGUCGUCGUCGUCCUGGCCUUCCUGCUGCUGCUCUACAUAGUGCUGCCCGUAAGCAGCCCGAAGACCAUGCCGCUGUCUGGCGCCCACGUCGUGGUGAGAGCCCAGCCGAGGUUUCCUGGGGCGGUUUGUGGGGAGGAGGGCAGCGGGUAAAGAAAUGCGACAUCCUCCUGCCCUUCGAAACCUUUAUUUCCAUACGUUGAUCUGUGUAUCUCAGUGUAGAGGGAAAUAGCAGCUCCCCCCCCCCCCACAAAAAAACCCCUCUUCCCCUUUCAAACUGCGCAAGCAAAAUUAACACCGUUGCUGAGGAGAGAUGUUGUCUCCUCCCCCCCCCCCCCGCCGCCAAAAAGGGGAAAAAAGGGGAUUCAGGGAUGUAGCGCUUGACUAGUAAUUAGAAAAGGGUGUGGAAGGUCUGGGUUAUGUUUAGCCUGAAGCAAAAGACGUGAUUUUUUUGUUUGUUUGUGGGGGAGUGCCAUUGUUUACAAUUAGGGAAUAUUAGGAACGAGCUGGGUUAUCUUUUAGAUUUCCCCUUCCUGUCUAUAGAUGCUCCUGUUUAGAAGCAGACUAGUUGCACCCAAAAAAAAUUUUAAAAAAAAUCGUUAAAUAAGAUCUUCCUCUCUUUCAUAUAUCUGUUUUAUCUCCUGGGAAAAGAAAUGUGGGCUGGAAAUCUUGAAUUAAACAAGGCGUAAUCUCAAUUUAUGGGUUUAGUAGUGUGUGCUGCAAACUGAAUGACAUUUUAAAAAAGAAAAGAAAGAAUGCUACUGCUUGGAAUCAGUACCAUAUACUCAUAGAGUUGGAAGGGACCUCUGAGGAUCAUCUAGUUCAACCCCCUGCAUUGCAGAAAUAUGCACCCAUACAGGGGUUGAACCCAUGACCUUGGUCUGAGCUAUACUAGUUGGUCUUAAGGUAGGGGGUGGGGAACCUGUGGCCCACACUCCAGCAUCAUGUGGAGGGGCACUGGUUCCUCUUUCCUGCCUUAAAGGGACACAAUCACAUACAAAAUUGUGCUGAUUGUCUUAAUGUGUUAUUCUCAGUACUGCCUACUAACAAAAGGAGGUGGAAUUCGGGAGUUUACAAUAUAGAUAUUAUCUCUGUUGAGAGAAUAGAGGAUUAAGAACCUGUAGCUCCUGGGUUACGGUUUCCGAUGGCCAUGCUGGAAGAGGCUGAUGAAAGCUAAAGUCCAGCAGCAUUUGGAGGGCCACAGAUACAGAUGUCCACCCUAAUGUAGUUGAAAGUCUGCGUUCAAGCCAAUUCAUCCCCCCAGUAGUUGCUCUUAGUUGUGCCCUGUGCCCCUUUGGCCACCAUAGAAUACGGUACAUUUUAUUACAUUAGACCAUAGCACUGCAAAGCAAGAUAGCAAAAUUUAAACUAGAUUACAGAAGUUACAGAAGUUACCUAAAUUAUAUUUUUAUAUUCUCCUCCUUUAAAGUGGAGAGGAUCCAAGGGGAGCUUGCCACCAUAAUUCAUACCCCGUACAGAUAUGUAAGCUGGUACCUUCUCUGGACAGUAGAGAAGUGGAUACAUGUCACUUCACAGCAAUCACAUACCUAAAAUGAAGCUCUAUAUGUGAAGCAUGAUUUGUACUAUUUAUUUUAAGAGGAACAAUUCCAUGAGUAGACAAAUGACAUCCUGUUAUGAAGAUGGAGACAUGUGCAGAGAUUCUUGAUGUUGGAGCAAUUGCUUAAUCUGAGUCAAAUUCAUUAUUGGUUCUUUGUUUAUAAUCUGCACAAAUGAUGGUGUGAAGCAUGUUGUUCAUGAAACUUAUGUAAAUGACAUAAAUAGUGGACUUACAGCCAAGCAAUUUAAACAUUUUAUAGCAGGUCUUCGCCAUUUUAGGUUUGACUGUGUCUGGAUGCUUAACUGAAUUUCUCCUUUCUUGUGCCUAUCUUUUUAUUUUCUCUUUUUCUGAGGAAUUUUGUUCCAUGUGUGCAAUGGAAGAAUCUGGUGUCAGGAGAAUGUUGUCUUUGCUAAAUUGAAGAAUAGGGAUUCUGAGUUGACCUUUGCCACUUACUGGUAUGCAUAUAAAGUAUUGACAUGGAGUUAUUACAUAAGUAAGCUAAUAAAGAGGGACGUGGGUGGCCCUGUGGGUUAAACCACAGAGCCUAGAACUUGCCGAUCAGAAGGUUGGCAGUUCGAAUCCCCGCGAUGGGGUGAGCUCCCGUUGCUCAGUCCCUGCUCCUGCCAACCUAGCAGUUCGAAAGCACGUUGAAGUGCAAGUAGAUAAAUAGGUACCGCUCCAGCGGGAAGGUAAACGGCAUUUCUGUGCGCUGCUCUGGUUCGCCAGAACCGGCUUAGUCAUGCUGGCCACAUGACCCGGAAGCUGUACGCCGGCUCCCUCGGCCAAUAAAACGAGAUGAGCGCCACAACCCCAGAGUCGGUCAUGACUGGACCUAAUGGUCAGGGGUCCCUUUACCUUUACUUUAAGCUGAUAAAAGAAUAUGCAAGAUUUUUAGUUGAUUUGAAGAAUUAUUUAGCAUGCGGAGCAGCUUACGUACUAAUAUCAUAUGUCUAAUCAUAUGAUAUUAUGAUUAGACAUAUGGUACUCAAGACGAAACAUGCUAAAAGGAAGGCAUGCUUGGGAAACCCUCACUGUGAUCAACUCCCGCCCAGAAACAUAUGUUCCCACUGUGGAAGGACACGUGGAUCCAGAAUUGGCCUCCACAGUCACUUACGGACUCACUGUUAAGACCGUGUUCUUGGAAGACAAUCCUACUCGGCUACGAGUGAUUGCCAGAGAAGAAGAAUCAUUUGUGAUAAAGUUGCCUAAUAGCAAAUAAGCCUUACAUCUAUCAGAACUUGGAGGGUUAUAGCAAUCAUGUUUAAAGGUAAUCCUUUUAUCCAUAAUCCUUCUAUCCAAAGGGUUCACAAUGCAGGUCAGUUUCUCAUGCACCUUCUCAUGCACUGUCUCUCAUUCAUUUAUUCUAUAUCCUGUAAUUCUUCCACUGCCUUUUGUAAGGGCUGAAACUGGCCCUGCAACCACUUAUCUUCUUUUGUGGACAUAAAACUGCACUCCCUUCUUACCAGCAACAUCAACACCGCUAUUGCCACUAGGAGGUGUGGUGGAAACAAACUGGAACUUCUUGUCUGCGUAGGAAAGAAUUGCUGUGUACCAAACCUCAUAUUUGCAUUUUAAUGGCAUCUUUUUGACAUCCUUCUGUAUCCUUGCACCAAAUCACACUCACAAACCCUCCUUUGGGCUUGUGGAUCUAUGAACUUAUUUUCCAGGGUUUCUAAAUGGACAUUCUAUACCAAAGUAUGGAAAUGCAAAGCCUCAUUCUCAUCAUUGCUGUUGCAGCAGAAGAAACCAUUUUUGUUUGUUCUUCUAGCCAAGCAUUCCUAAUUCUGACUAAUUCACCUGGUAUCAACAUACAAGCUCUUCUAAAGCAGUUGUACGAGUGAGAUAUUUCUAGUCACACAAUUCUUCCCAUAAGGAGGACUCCAGCAAAGGAUGUCAUUUGUUCUUAUGGCUUUAGCCUGUGAAACCACUGGUGGAUUUCCUUGAAAGUUUAAGCGGUAUAUACUUUUUAAAUAAAAUUUAAAAUAACAGAUGUGCUUCCUUUGAAAUGAGGAAAAUAUUAUUUUUUAGACUUGAAUAGUGAGGGAGAAGAGGUCUUCUUGAGAGAUGAUACUGAAAGGCUGCUUGUUUACAGGAAUGAAAGAUUUUGCCACUUGUGCGUUUUUGAUUGGAUUUUCCAUUGAGUGAAGAACAUUUUUUAUCCCAGAAGUUGCCUGUACCAUGCUCUACAGUGGUGCCUCGCAAGACGAAAUUAAUUCGUUCUGCGAGUUUUUUCGUCUAGCGAAUUUUUCGUCUUGCGAAGCACAAAAUCCCAUAGGAAUGCAUUGAAAUUCAAUUAAUGCGUUCCUAUGGUCAAAAAAAGUCCAAACAAAGCCAAAUUUGGUACAACAAGAGUUUAUUAAGUGCUCUUUAAAGUCACACAUACUGUAAAGAGCAUUUCAAAAAUUGAAGGAACAAUAAAUUAAGUUUUUAAACAUGACAGAAAAACAUUUAAAAAUCAACAAAGUAUACAGUACAUUUUCUAAGACUCUGGGGGACCACUCGAAGAAGGUUCCUCUUCCACUCUUUGCUUCUUGCUGAAGAACCUGUCCAUGGUCUGCUGCUUCAUCCGCCUUUUCAGCACCUCCCUGAAAGGCGACAUGACCAUCGUAUCAAAAGUGUUCGCAAGGUCAUGUGCCACGUGCUUGUUAGGGUGGUGCCGCUGUGCAAAAGCCUGCACAUCCUUCCACUUCAUGCAAAUGUCCCUCAGUUCUUUGGAGGACAGGCGUUCCUCAGUUGCUUCCUCCCCUUCCGGCGAGGCCUGCUCCUGCGCAGCCUUUGCCUGCAGUUCGACCAGCUCCUGGGUGAUCAGCUCGUGGUCGUGCUCCUCCACCAGCUCGCUGACGUCCUCCUCUGUGACCUCCAGGCCCAUGGUCCUCCCCAAGGCAACAAUGACCUGCACCACUGUUGACUCUGGUGCAUCAGAGUCACUUGGUGCCACACAGUCCGGCCACAGGCUGCGCCAAGCGCAGUUCAAAUUUCUCUGGCUGAUCCCGUUCCAGGCCGUGGUGAUCAUCUUCAAGCAGGUGACGAUGUUGAAGUGGUCCUUCCAGAAUUCCCGCAGGGUGAUGGUGGUGCAAUCAGUCACCUCGAAUCAUCGCCUGAAAAGCUCCUUGGUGUAGAGUUUUUUGAAAUUGGUGAUGACCUGCUGAUCCAUCGGCUGGAGCAGUGGCGUGGUGUUAGGCGGCAGGAACAUGAUGUUGAUGAAGCUGAACUCCUCCAACAAGUCCUCCUCAAGGCCUUUAGGAUGAGCAGGAGCAUUGUCCAUCAGAAGCAAAGCCUUCAGCGGCAGGUCGUUGUCCAGCAGGUACUGUUUGACAGCAGGGCCAAAAGCAAGAUUGACCCAGUCCACAAACAGCACACGUGUGACCCAAGCCUUACUGUUGGAUCGCCACAUGACACUCAGCUGCUCCUUGUCGACCUUGUGUUUCUUGAAGGCCCGUGGGUUCUCCAAGAGGUACACCAGCAGGGGCUUGAUCUUCAGGUCGCCGCUUGUGCUGGCACAGAAGAGCAGGGUCAGACGGUCCUUCAUGGGCUUGUGGCCAGGCAACUUGGCCUCCUCCUGUGUGAUGAAAGUCCUUUUGGGCAUCCUCUUCCAAAACAGCUCGGUCUCGGCGCAGUUGAAGACCUGCUGUGGAACGUAGCCCUCCGUCUUCACAGCCUCCAGAAACUCCAAUGCAAAGUCUUCAGCCGCAGGAACAUCAGAACUGGCAGCCUCUCCAUGCCUGACCACGCUGUGGAUUCCAGAUCUCGUCUUGAACCGGUCAAACCAGCCUCUGCUUCCCUUGAAGACUUCUGGCUCCCUGAGGUUCCUGGCUGUUCCCGGACGAGGUCUGCGUGCAAGGCCUUGGCCUUCUCACAAAUGUCGGCCUCAGUCACUGUGUCCCCUGCACGCUGCUUCUCUUCUAACCAGAUGAGCAGCAACUUCUCGACCUCCUCCAGAACAGCUGGGCGGUUCUUCACGAUCCUGGUGACUCCCUUGGCUGCAUCAGUCGCAAGGAUCUUCUCCCUCAUCUUCAGGAUGGUGCCGAUGGUCGAUGGGUUCCUGCCGUACUCCCUGGCGAGGUCUGUCACACGCAUUCCACCGUUGUGCUUCCGGAUGAUCUCCUUCUUCAUUUCCAGCGUCACCUUCUCCUUCUUCCUCUCGCCGACCUCUGCAGCACAGCUCCUAGCUUCGUAAACUCAGAAGAAAAAAAAAAUCAGUGCUUCACACCCAAAAAAUUCAAAAGCACCCAGCCACCCACCACACAGGAAUUCAAACCCAGAACCAAGUCCUUGAAUUCCAAACACCCAACCCAAAAUCCAAAAACGCCCAAAAAGUUUUAAAAGUUUAACUUACGAAAUGGCUGCAAAUCACCAAAGUCUUCAAAAUCCUCAAAUGGCUGCAAAAGAAGUUUUGGAAAAGCUUUAAAAAUCACCAAAGUCUUCAAAAACCUCAACUGUUCCCCCAGCCACCCACCACACAGAAAUUCAAACUCAGAAUUUUUUUUUUAAAAAAAAACAACAUGGCCCAAUGGUCACAGAAAAUCAUAAAAAUUCAAAAAAAAAACCACACAAGCUCCCAGAUUCUUGCAAACCCCUCCUCAGCUGUUCCCCCAGCCAGCCACCACACAGAAAUUCAAACCCAGAAUUUUUUUUUAAAAAAACAGCAGAGUGCCCCAAUGGUCACAAAAAAUCAUAAAAAUGCAGAAAAAAACCACACAAGCUCCCAGAUUCUUGCAAACCUCUCCCCAACACCAAGUCCUUGAAUUCCAAACACCCCAACCCAAAAUCCAAACCCCUCCAAAAAAGUUUUAAAAGUUUAACUUACCAAACGGCUGCAAAAGAAGUUUUGGAAAAGCUUCAAAAAUCAGCAAAGUCCUCAAAAACCUCAAAAAAGGCUACCCCACCGCGUGCUAUGUGUUGCUCCUCGAAGUCAAGUCACAACUGCACCUCUUCAAGCAAUGCACCCUGGGUAUUAACGGUUUUACGAAAAAGGAAACAAACUUGCAAGACGUUUUCAUCUUGCAAAGCAAGCCCAUAGGGAAAUUCGUUUUGCGAAGCAGCUCAAAAAACGGAAAACCCUUUCGUCUAGCGAGUUUUCCGUCUUGCGAGGCAUUCGUCGUGCGGGGCACCACUGUAUCAUGUUUUUGACAUUGUACAGGAAUUGAUAAUCUAGCAUGUGCAAAACUGGAUCAAGAAGUACACACUGAACUAGGAGCCUCAAAUCUGGCACUGCUUGGGCAUUCUAAGAAACGACAACAACAACAAAAUCAGCACAGUUUUGAAAGGUUCAUUCUGCCAUCUUAUUUUAAAUUGUGUCCAAUUGUAUGCAAACAGAGAUGAGAAUCUGUACAUUGAUCUCAGGAACCAUCAUGCAAAAAUUGAUUACGAUAUUUUUGGAGCUGUCCAGAUGCAUAGCAAACAAGUAUCCAGAAGUAGUAGAAGUUAUGCUGCCUGUGCUUUAACUUAGGCGAGUUCAUUAAAUUGCCAAUUUACCUAAAUUAUGAUCUUGGUAUAGUAAUAUACCGGAGCUGAAGGGGUAUGAGUUUGUUCAUAGAUGCAUCUACCCCCUAUUUGCCUUCCUCUACCCCCCCCAAAAGUAAUCCUUACUGUGUUACCAUGCUGAAAGUGAGCUGGGAUGUCCAUAGACAGCUUGCAGCUUUGUGAUUGUGGUGGCAAUUUCAAAGCAAUAGUUGUGGACAGUCGUAACAUUAGAAGCUGUCCACAUGACACCAAGAGGCAUCUCAUUACUUACAGAGGGGAAACACUAUUGCACACAUGUGAACAGGCCCAGAGUUUGACCACUCUCUUCUCUAAAAGGCUUAUAAUUCUAAUGUCUAUGCUGUCAAGUUUAUCAAUUUAAUCUAUAUGCUUCCCCCCCUUCUCUUAAAAGGUAACCGGUGGUUCCAGUGGCAUUGGGAAAUGCGUUGCCAUCGAAUGCUUUAAGCAAGGGGCUUUUAUAACACUUAUUGCAAGAAAUGAGGUAAAUUUCUAGCAUGCUUAUUUAACAGUUAUGAUGCCCUGAAGCUGUUAAUGGAAGGGUUUGAAGCAACAGUAAUUAUAACUAAAGCCCUAGUAUUUAAUUAAAUAGUUAAAAUCCUUGGCUCCAAUCCUACUAAAGUUCACCAAAUUUGAAAGCAACAGGGCUUAAAUUAGUGAUUACUGUACUAAUUUUAUCUGGAUUGGGGCCUAUUUGUUUCUCCAGAAUAAAUAAAUAAAUGACUGUUAGAGUUUGAAUACAGUGUUUGAGUUAGCGAGAGGAUUAAGCCAAAGCCAAACUGCUUAUUCUAUUGGCUAUUCCAUUUAUAACCAUUUACCUAUGGUUGUGGGGUGUGGGGAACCUUUUCUCCUCCAGAUGUAGUUGAAUGCCAACUCCUAUUCCAGCAAGCAUGGCCAAUGGCCCAGGGAUAAAGGGAGGUGUCGUUCAGCAACAUCUGGAGCACCAAAGUUUCCCCACACCUGGCCUGUAGAUUCAGAGGCACUCUAACCAUUUCUUCAGGAAAGUGGAAUAUGAGCAGCAUUCAUGUUUUAAAAAUUGUUUUCUGCUUUGCUAGUAUCUUGGAUAUUGCACCAAAGCAGAGAGUAAUACUCUCACUUUUUGCACUCUUUUCUACUGUGAACAUCUGAAAGGGGAAUUUACUUGCAUAUCCACUCUCUUCUGCUUAAUACACUCAAAGCCAUCCUUGGUUUGUUUCUAAAGUCUUCUAGUAUAACAGAGUACAAAAUAUAGAAUUCCAAUUUUUGGAAUUGGGAGAAGCAACAAGCUUUAAAGCAAGAUUAAUAUUUAAGUCUUGCAGUUAGCUGAUACAUAAAAUAUUUGUUGGUAAGUAAGCUGAAAUAGCUUUUUUUCUCUGUAUUGUUUUGAUUGAGGAUGUGCUGCUUGUAAGCUGCCAUUUAUUUUAUUCUAAGCAUCUAUAGCCCACCUUUCUAUGAUAAAAUCAAAUGCAAAGCAUUUUACAGUUUACAAAUAAAAUAGAAGUCAUUAAAAUUGAAAUUUUUUUAUUGUCUGAUUAGUUUUCAAGCAGCAGUAAAAGAAAAAAAUAAUAGAAACCAGCAGAUAAGCUAAGAGCCUAUCAAAAGGCUCAACUAAAAAAUUCCACCACAGUAGAACACUUAACUGGAGUUUGGUCUUCAAGGCUGUGUUUGUGAAGUUAAAAUGGUAUGUGGGAAAUUAUCUUGAGCAGUGAUAGCCAGAAUUGCAGUUCUUCCAUUUCUUAACAGGAGUUUGCAUGAGGGCGUGGUGUCAGCAGUAGGCUGACAAAUGUUUUUUGUUAAAAGAAUUCAGUUACCUGCCUGAAUUCUUGUAACUAGUACAUGUGUGCACUGGGAAGUUUUACUAAUCUUUACUUAUCUUGUAAUGCAAUACACUUAGUAUCUUGGGAUGUGCUAGACUAAGAACUAAGUGUUGUAUCCAGUGAAGUCAUCCCAUUAAUGCAAGGAUUCCCACCUGUGCAACAGGACUUCUGCAUACAGUGGUACCUCAGGUUAAGAACUUAAUUUGUUCUGGAGGUCCGUUCUUAACCUGAAACUGUUCUUAACCUGAGGUACCACUUUAGCUAAUGGGGCCUCCUGCUGCUGCCGCGCCACCGUGCGAUUUCUGUUCUCAUCCUGAAGCAAAGUUCUUAACCCGAGGUAGUAUUUCUGGGUUAGCUGAGUCUGUAACUGAAGUGUCUGUAACCUGAAGUGUCUGUAACCCGAGGUACCACUGUAUCUCUUCUGCCUCCCAGAUUUGCUCUGGAGGGUUGGGGCCACCCCCCUUGCAAGGGUACAGGGAGGGGGAGCAGAAGUCGCAUUGUUCAGGCAGAAGUCUUUGUGCAGGAUAUCUGUAUGGUAUAUAGCCUAUUGGCUACAGUCAUAUACACACUUUUGUAGGAGUGAGACUCAUUGAAAGCUUUACCCCUUAAUUAGAUAUACACAGAAUGGCACUGCAUAUGCCAUAUAGGCAAAGCCAAAGCAAACUUCUGAAAAUAAAGUAUAACAGUGGAUUUAAUUUACGUUGGCCGAAGCAGAAUGUUGUAAAUAUUUAUAGAAUUGGCAGUAAAUUGACCAAGUAAGAUGGCAAUUCCUAAAUGCAUAAAGCACCUAAAUGUUUGCUGCUAUACUGCAUUUUUUUAAAGAAGACUUUCGUUCUGUCUAUCUUAAUUGUUUUAGCAGAAUGUUCCAAAUGUGCUUGUUUAAUUCCAGUGCAGGCUAUUGGAAGCAAAGAAAGAAAUUGAGAAGUUCUCAGUUAAUGAUAAGCAGGUAAGAUGACUAUAUUCUACCAGGUCUCUCAAAUGUGUUAAGAAAAUGCAUGUUCUUUCUCUGACUUAAUAUAGAGCAGCAGUACUUGAAUUACAAGUUAUGGAGUAAAUGUGUAGAUAAGAGAAAAUUGAGUAGCAUAUUGUGCCCUGUAUAGUCAUGCCAUAGGUAAACUGAAAAUUCCGUUUUAAAGAAUUCUAAGUAAUCCUAGACACAUCCUGCAGUCAAUUGCCUCCUUUGGGUACUCUUGUGUUGUGAGCUAUAAUGCUAAUACUUUGAUUGCAAUUUAAGAAAAAGGUGGGGUCAGUUCUUUUAUGGAAAAACUUAUACAAAGCAUGAAAGUGACAUGACUUGCAAUAUUGAAGGCUGAAAAUGUGCUUGAUGUGCAAUAUUUAAUGGUCUCUCUUUUUUCCUAAAAGAAUAAUUCCUGCUUCUGAAGAAGUUUGUCUUGCCUCUGGGGUAUUAUCAGUAGUCAUUGGCAACAACGUAAAAUCAUUUCAUAUUAGAGUGCUUUUUAAAGUUCUGUGUUAGCUAUGGUUAAAUAUGACUAAAAUACCAUGCCAGUUUUAUGAAUUUGGCUCAAUCUUAAUGUAUUCUUGAGAUAUCAGUAUCUUUUUCUUGGUGACUUUGCUGCCUUUUAAAAUAAAGCUAAUUUUUGCACAGGGAUGAUUUCAUGUAAGCCCUAAAGAUCAAUAUGUGAAUGGGUCUUUGGCAAUUUAUUUUAUGAAUUUAUAUUCUGCUUUUCAGCUGAAGUCCUCAGAGCCGUUCCUAGUACUUAAUAAAAUGUAAUGAAUGUGUCAAAAAACAUACACUUAAAACAAAACAAAAUUAGCCUCACAAGAGCAAGCCCCAGGUGUUGUCUUCUCCUGUGCCUCUCUCUCUUGCUUUUGUAAUGUCUUUGGGUUGUUAAACAUUUCACUUCAUCAGUCUUUAAUUUUGUCUUAGGUUCUGUUUAAUAGAACAUAGGAAGCUGCCAUAUAUGAAACCAUACCAUUGGUCCAUCUAGCUCAGUAUUGUAUAUGCUAACUAAUAGGGAUCUGUUCCAGAAUCUCAUAUAGGAUUUACCGGUAUCUCUGCCCUGCCGGGAAAUGUGAGGGACUCAUGUUCUACAUGCAAAGCAGAUUCUAUACUGCUUCUUUCCCUGGCAUGUCGUGCAUGCUUUAUGGAAAACGAAGACUUAAGUGGCGGUAGAGAAAAGAAAAAGAAUUUCAUAUGAGACUACAAUCUGUUCUAUAGCAGCCAUCAACAAGGAUGAACAGUGCAGUGUGGUUUCCUAAUGCGCUUCUAAGCAGCUUAUCAUUGGGAAAGUAUUUGUCACUGUGUGGUGCAGUUGUUGUUGUUUUUACAACACUACAGUGUCCAUUAACAAUUGCACCACUUCAAUUCAAAAGAGGAAGAAGAACACUCUUUUAGAAAGAAUUCGGUGUUGUUGAAUAUUCCAUAAGCACUAGCUUUCCAACUUGCCAGUUGGAGCCAUCCCCACCUCCUCUCCUGCGCGCUUUUCUGAGGGUUCUCCUUCCAUACAAAAGCCAAUUUUAGGGGGUGCAUAGCGGGGCAGGAGUGGGAGGAAAACCCCAUUGCACAAGUGAAUGUUCUUGCACAGAAUUUGUAUCUGAUGGGACUUGUUAGACGAGUUCCACCCAUUGAGGUCAAUUGAAUAGGCAUCCACAUGGAAUUAUUGUUGUUAUUACCUGCCCUUCACCCUAAGCUCCAACGGCAGGUUACAACAUUAAGCACAAUAUUAAACACACAAAAAUAAGGUGGGUCCUAAAAACAUAUACCUCAAGUGUCAAAGGCAGGGUAAAGAGUUGUGUCUUCAGCAUUCAUUGGAAGCUGAAUUAUUAAGGACUAGACAGGUUGUUCAGGCUACAGAUGUCUGCAGACUUUAGACCAGGCUUCCUCAGCCUCGGCCCUCUAGAUGUUUUGAGACUAGAAUUCCCAUCAUCCCUGACCACUGGUCCUGCUAGCUAGGGAUAAUGUGAGUUGUAGGCCAAAAACAUCUGGAGGGCUGAGGUUGGGGAAGCCUGCCUUAGACAAAUUAUAGCAAAGUGUCAUUGCUAUAGUCCUGUGGUGAAACCAGUUUAAAGUUGGCUUUUGAAUCCUGACUUGUUUAAAAGCCAUUAACCAUAAUUCUCUAUUUGUACAUUAACGGGAAUUUGUUUAACUGCAGCUGCUAGGUUUGCUUCCCUGUUUACAUGAAGUGAGGGAGCAAAGGGGCACUUCACUGAGUACAUGAAAAAGUAAUGCACAUCCUGACUUAUUAGAAUUAAAUUUGAUAAUUCAAAGCUCAUCUGAAAAGUCUGAGCUAAAUAUUAUUGCUUUGGAAUAUUAAUUGGUUCUUCUCAAACUCCAAAGCAAUAUAAUAUCCCAGUACUUUAUGUAGAAACAGGAACUCUACACUCCUCUCAACUAAAAGUGAAAGGCAGAGAAACAUACAAUGCACACGUUGAAAUACCGUAUUUUUUCGCCCUAUAGGACGCACUUUUCCCCCUCCAAAAAUGAAGGGGAAAUGUGUGUGCGUCCUAUGGGGCGAAUGCAGGCUUUCGCUGAAGCCUGGAGAGCGAGAGGGGUCGGUGCUCACCGACCCCUCUCGCUCUCCAGGCUUCACGCAGCUCUGUGCAACCCUAGGGAGCCCGGCGCGAAGUCGUGCCGGUCUCCCAAGGGUUGCGCAGAGCUGCCUGCAUUCCCGGGCUUCGCGGGGGGGGGGGGGGGGAUUCAUUAUUUCCCCCCCCAAAAAAAAACCCCAAGGUGCGUCCUAUGGGGCGGUGCGCCCUAUGGGGCGAAAAAUACAGUAUGUCUCCUUACCUAUGUUGCAAAAAUAGUUUACUUGUUGAAUUAAAAAUUUGUCCAUUUUACACUGUACAUGUCAAAUGAUAUGGUCCUUCUUUUCCAUUCACAUAGGUUGUGCAUUAUAUCUCUCUUGAUGUUUCCAAAGAUGCUGCAAAUGUGGAAAGGGCCCUUAAACAGGUAAGGAAAUACUGGUUUUACCUGGCUGGCUCCCUCCCCCCAUUUUUCAAUUGCAAGUGUUUAUUGCAGAAAUGUUCUGCUGACAGUAGUGAUAUUUAUAGACACAAAUUUGUUAUCUCACCUGUUUUUUUCCUUUCUUUCCAGGCUCAAGAGAAGUUGGGUCCAGUUGACAUGCUUGUAAAUUGUGCUGGAACAUCAAUUAAUGGAAAGUUUGAAGAUAUUGACAUCAGUAAGUUUGAAGUAAGUGAGCCUGGCUUCUCCUGUUUGAGUAUGUACUGGUAUACUAAUUCAUCGGCACCUAGAAAAUCACACCAGAUUGAGAAAUGUUUUUGAAUGAUAAAAUAAUAUAUAAAAUUUACCUAACUUGUAGCAGCACAUUUUAUUGUCCAUUUCAAAUAAAUGACCUAACAUUGUAUUUUUUUUUUUCUAAUCCCCCCAUAGUUUUCCACUGGGUUGAAUGUUUUAUAUCUGUGUCAUAGACCCAAUAAUUCUUAUUAGAUAUUUAUCGUGUCUAAAAAUGUUUGCUGCCUUUAAACAUCUAUUAUGAAAGGCCUAAUAAUAAUAAUAAUAAUAAUAAUAAUAAUAAUAAUAAUAAAUUUAUUAUUUGUACCCCGCCCAUCUGGCUGGGUUUCCCCAGCCACUCUGGGCGGCUUCCAACAAAGAUGAAAAAUACACUAAAAUGUCACAUAUUAAAAACUUCCCUGAACAGGGCUGCCUUCAGAUGUCUUCUGAAUGUCAGGUAGUUGUUUAUCGCUUUGACAUCUGAUGGGAGGGCGUUCCACAGGGCGGGCGCCACUACCGAGAAGGCCCUCUGCCUGGUUCCCUGUAACUUGGCAUCUCGCAGUGAGGGAACCGCCAGAAGGCCCUCGGAGCUGGACCUCAGUGUCUGGGCAGAACGAUGGGGGGUGGAGACGCUCCAUGUUGUGAAAGAGAAGUUCUUCAUACGCUAUUGUUACAUAACUUUCAUUCCUUGGGUAAUACUUGCAUGAACCACCACAUAAACAUGAAAGGAAUAAUACUUUUUCUUGAAUACUUAUAUAACUGCAAAAGUGUAUACAAAUUUAAUAAAUAAUAAUAAUAAUAAUAGCAAAAGUGGGGCUCCCUAAUUCAGCCCAUCUCAAAUGAAAUGUUUGCUUCAUGUUGACGUUGGUCCAUAAAGUCUCUUCAGUAGCUGACUUGUAAACAGUUCACAUAAAGAUUAACUAGGCUAUGACUCAUUUUCUCCUUGGCAUAUCAUAGACAGGGGAGAUGCAAAGUGCUCAUAAUUUCAGCAGCAUGCGCCAGCACACUGCUUAUUCACAUUAUUAAAUCAUUAUUUGUUCAAUAAUAAUAAUAGUUUCUAUACUGCCCUUCAUCCAAAGAUCACAGGGCAGUUUUCAUUAUAAACCAUAAUAAUAAUAUUAUAAUAAUUUAUUAUUUAUACCCCGCCCAUCUGGCUGGGUUUCCCCAGCCACUCUGGGCGGCUUCCAACUGAAUAUUAAAAACAAUACGUGGUUUAAUGUAACAUGUGAACCAAGCCGUUAAUUAGUUUCAGAGGAAAAAAAUUGAGAAGUGAUUUUAUAAAAGUAGAGCAGUUGCAAAUGUCAUUUUCUACUAGUUCUCUACUCGGUGCAGAUUAUGUAAUUAGUAAACUGUUGUGUCUUAAAUUUUUAUUUACUGGAUAUAAUUCCAUUGCUUUAUAUAUAUUAACCGUUUGCUUGCUCAGUGUUCUCUAUACCAGAGAUGGCUAACUUCUGGCCUGCUGUAGGUUGUUGCCCUCCAAUUACCAUCAUUCCUUACAUGCCAUGCACGCUAGCUGGGCCAGUGGAAGUGGAGUCCAGCAGCAUAUGGAGGGCCACAGGUUAGCCAUCCCUUUUUAUUUGGGUUCAAUCCUGGAGACGCUGGGGAGCAAAUUUGGGAUAUUCUGCAGGUAAAACAUGUAUUUUACCACUUAGCUGCAAUGUUUCCCAGUUUAAAAGUUUGGCCACCCUUGUCCUCUCAGCAGAAGUUACACAGGAAAUCAAAACAGCAACCACAUCACAAAGGUUACUGCUCAACAUCAAAGGAACCCCCAAGUGGUUGCCUUCCAGCAUGUUAAUGGACUAUAACACAGCAUUUUACAGCUUGGAAACUCCAUUUGUAACAUGAAGCAACAUCGUCCAUAGUAGGAAUUUUGCACCUGUUGGUGAUAAAUAUUAAUAUUGCCGAUGCCUUGAGUUUAAAGCUGCAGACCAGCAAUCACACUUCGUUAUUUCAUUUCAUUUCCAUUAAUAUUACACUUCAUUAAUAUAAAAUCUGUUAACUAGGCCUCCAACUUGUAUGUUUGUCUACAGCAAUUGAUGGCUAUCAACUAUCUGGGUAGUGUCUACCCAACUCGGGCAGUAGUUACCACCAUGAAGGAACGGAGGAGGGGAAGGAUUGUGUUUGUGUCAUCCCAGGCUGGACAAGUUGGACUGUUUGGUUAUACUGCUUAUUCUUCAACAAAGUUUGCUCUUCGAGGACUAGCUGAAGCUUUGCAAAUGGAGGUAUGAUUCUCUGUUCCUUACCUGCAUGUAUCUUAUAGUUUCUCUGUAUAACAUUAACAACAACAACAACAACAACAACAUAUAAACAAAAAGCUAAAACCAUAGGGGGAAAUAAUUAAAGAAUCAAGUAAACAUUAAUAGUAUUAUAUAAGAAUAUUGUACAAUACAGUGUUGCCCAAAAAGUACACAAGCAGGCUCAGCAACAUUCAACACUGUUUACAAGGCAUAGACUUAGCUAUUCUGUUGCAAUAAGUGGUACAAUAUUCCAGAGCGCAUGACACCAUUCGGCUCAUAAGGCCUGUAUUGUAUACGAUUUGCAAAACUGUUCAUUUAGUAGGGUUAGUUGUCCACCGGAUCAAAAUGAGAAGUAAUAGUGCAGGCAGUGUAUUGAGUUGCUGUACUCUCAGAUAUUGUAGAUCUGGUUUUGGGCAGAGCGUGCAUACGCAAAAUCACAUAGAGCAAAGAAUCCCCAGGAUCGCCACCUUCCUGCCCAGCUGGAGCUCUAGAAAGGCAGCUCCCUCUUUCCCCCUCUGGUAGCUCUUUGUCCUCCCUGUGGGCGAGCCAGAAGUACAGCCUGGAGAGCAACUGCAGUGCCACCACUGCUGCCAUUGCUCCCGCUUCCCACCAGGAGUGGCUGGGCCUGCCCAUGCCAGAGGGGCACCCUCACAGUGGUUUGGAUUUGCUGCAGCCCUUGCCAGCUGACAGUGUGGAGCAAGCCAGCCAAGCUGAGGGACUGGCACUUUAUGCAGCUGCAGAACCGCCAUGCACACCUAGUAGGAGUAGGAGGCAAGAGCCCGAGAUGGCAGCAAUGCAAGCAAGGCAUGUGUUGUCUUACCCAGGUUUGCUUGUUCCUCCCCCUGCUAUACUUCAUUCGACCCUCUUCCCGCCGCGUAUCUCCUGAGAUCCCAAUGAGAAGCUCCCUCCCAGUAGCGGCUGGUGAGGUGGCAGAGGCAGAGGGUCACUGCUCUCCUUGCUUCCAAACAACACGUAGCUUUGCAGGAAGGCCUUCUUCACCAGGGUGUUUCUUGCAGAGAAGUGGCAGGAAUACUAUUUUAAAAGGGCGAGAUUUCUCCUUGGCUUUCUGCUCGAGAUAAAAAUAAGAGGCUGCAGCCAAUAGUAUAAAGUUGAGUUGCAGAAGCAGAGGUGUAGCAAGUUCAGGUGGUACAGAUUUUUUUUUUGUCCCCCCCCCCAUCUAAAUUAUUAAAAGAAGGGAAAAUAAGAUACUUGCAGUUGCAAGUGUUAUUUUCUGGUUUAUAUACUUAACAUUGUAAGCAUAAGCACUUAAAACCCCUGCAGACACCAUGGCUUCAAUAUCAGCCAGAAACAAAUUUCUUCUCACCCACCACCCCAUUUCUCUGUUCACUAUCUAGCCUGUUGGUAGAACUUGAACUUUGCACACUAUUUUGCGGUAAAGGUAAAGGGACCCCUGACCAUUAGGUCCAAUUGUGGCCGACUCUGGGGUUGUGGCGCUCAUCUCACUUUAUUGGCCGAGGGAGCUGGCGUACAGCUUCUGGGUCAUGUGGCCAGCAUGACGAAGCUGCUUCUGGCAAACCAGAGCAGCACACGGAAACGCCGUUUACUUUCCCGCCGGAGCAGUACCUAUUUAUCUACUUGCACUUUGACAUGCUUUCGAACUGCUAGGUUGGCAGAAGCAGGGACUGAGCAACGGGAGCUCACCCCCUCGCGGGGAUUCGAACCACCGAUCUUCUGAUCGGCAAGUCCUAGGCUCUGGUUCAACCCACAGCGCCACUCGCGUCCCUAUUUUGCAGUAGAUAGGCCUAAUAAUGGAAUUGCCCUAAUAAGGAUGUGUGUUUUCCUUAUGGUUCGGUGCAGCUCCCUUUACUUUUACAAUGCCGCUUAAAACAGGUGGCUAAUUGUGUCCCUCCAGGUGUUGCUGGACUACAACUCCCAUCAUUCCUAUUGGCCAUACUAGUUGGGACCAGUGGGGGACAUAGUCCAGCAACAUCUGGAGGGACACACGCUAGCCCCUCAGCCCCCCGUUUUAAAGCUGACCGUGUAAUGCACCAUAUCAGAAGCACAAAUCCCUUUCAAGGGGCCAUUUCCCUCCCCCUUGUGUUUUUUCAAAGUAUCUGCCCUGAACAACUCUGCAACUCAAACACUUGCUCAUUCUUUUGAGACAUUCGAGUUAGUCCUAAUAAAGUAUUGUUCAACUUCAGCUAUUGGGCUGCUGUUGUUUUAAUUAAAUGGACCAUUUCAAAAAGAAACUGAUGUUCAUAGGCUGCAGUUCUACACCUACUUUCCUGGGAUGAAUUCCCAUGGAACUCGGUGCAGCUUACUUCUAAGUAGACAUGCAAAGGAGGGCACAGUUGUUUAAGCACCAUCUCAGCAGCUCACUGAACAAUGAGAAACAAUUUUCAUGCUAACGUGAAUACAUUCUUAUAUUAAUUCUCUCCUGAAAUGUUGGAUGUAUGGAUCUUAACUUGUGUUUUUUUGGGGUGUUAGGAGGCACUGAUUUAUCUCUUGGCAUCAUCCAGCUUCUAUGUUUGAAAGACAUGUUUGUUUGUUUGUUUUUUAUUUUAUUAUUAUUAUUAUUAUUAUUAUUAUUAUUAUUAUUAUUUAUUAUUAUUAUUCGUUCCUGAAUACCUGGCACACAUGGACCGCAAUAAUCAUAUGGACAUAGAAAAGCGCGGGGGGGGGGGGGACAUCUUGGUAGCUUUAUUGUAAAUAUCCCUGCUACAUAAGAAUAGCCUUGCCUGAUCAAAGGGUCCUGUUCUCUCCCCUCUUGUCCAUCUCCAGCUAAGGCAGGGACAGUGGCGGAGUUAGCUGCAUGGGUGCCCAGAGCCCAUGCUGUGCACUUGGGGGGGGGCAAUCCACUGCGCAUGGGGGUGGCGGGGCAAGCCCCCAUGGUGUGCCUUUUUGUCACCCUCCCAGGGAUGACACCUGGGGCCGAGCGCCCCCCUUCCUACGCCCCUGUGCGCAAGUAAAAUGUCCGUAAGAUACAAUCCCACUAUAUGCCUCUUUGUUCAUAUUACAUUGUAUAUCUUUGUGAAAACAAGUAAGCAUGGGAAAGCUCAAUAUAUUAGAGCGUGAACUAAAUAUUUUUCUCAUCCUAACAGGUAAAGCCCUAUAAUAUCUACGUAACAGUUGCCUAUCCUCCAGAUACAGACACACCUGGCUUUGCAGAGGAAAGUCAGACAAAGGUAAUUUUAUGUUCCUCUUUAUUGUCAUGCAAAAUACUUACAUAAAGUAAAAGGAUCAAUAGGUACAAAACAAAAAAGAAUGAUCCCAUGAUGUGCUUAAUGCUAAAUCUAAACCUUGAGUAUAAGUGUGUAUUCAACUUUUAGUCACAGGAAAGGAGUUAUAUUGUGUCACUCCUUGGUAUAUACAGUGUUUCAAAAAUUCUUAAACAAUCUUCAUUCUUGUUCGCAUUUGUUAGCUUUUACGUUUUCCUGGUCUAAGACAGAUAUACCAUAUGAUCUUGCUCAUUGUUGCCAGAUCAGUUUCCAAACUCAUAGGAGGGACUUCUUUUUUUCUUCCAGUAUUCACCAUCUGCCUUCCAGAACCAUAUUGAAUAUUUUUUUACUUUCAUUUGGUAAAAUAAAUUUUAUAUAAAUGAGCAUAAAAACUUUUAAAUCUUAAGAGAUGGAAUAUUCCAAAAAGUUAACUUAUUAAUAUUUUAUACAACAUUAUGACAAUACUUGCUUGUUUCUGGGCAUGUCCAUAUUGAGUUCAUCCAUAUGGCUUUUUAGGUUUUAAAAAACAAAACCUAUCUUGAAAAUAUUCACAUAACACUAUUUUGAUAUAACUUUUUUUCUUUUUCUUUAACUGAUUCUAUACUGUCUGCUGGUUUUCAUCUCUAUAUUAUUCUGUUAGUUGCUUUGAGUUACUUUUUGGGUUUUUUAAAAAGCAAUUAAGUGCAGUUAUUAUCCACUUCUGCAUAAUGCCACAUUGAAUUGGUUUAAUAUUACAUUCUUACUAAAAUGCUGCAUAAGCAAGAUAGAAACCAACAGUGAACGUGUAGGAGACAAAUAUUUAAACUCAACUCACACUUUCCAUGAUACAGGUCUAACGUUACUAAUUCCUUUGCUUAAUUUCUUGUCUUAUCCAUCCACAGGGUAGCAUUAGGUAGAAUCUGAAGGAAAACCUCCAGCAGGUUCUCUGUUUCUUCUUAGUCAAAUAUUCUGUGCAGGAGGUGUCUCCUCAAAAGCUGCCCCCCCCCCCGUCUUUUCUGAUGGGCUAUCAGGGGUGGCCAACUCCCAAGAGACUGUGAUCUACUCACAGAAUUAUAAACUGGCAGUGAUCUACCCCCGUUUUUGGGGGGUUCAGGUCAAAGUUGUUGACUUUUUUGGGGAAAGGAAGGCUCUGUUUUUUGGGGGGUGCAGGGCUAAGUUGUUCAGCUUUUUUUAGGGAGGAGAAAAGCCCAGUUUUUUUGGGGGGGGGGGGUUGGUGAGAAAGAGAAACAGCCACUCACCAAUAGAUUGCUGGGGAAACAAACAACCUCACCGAGGAAACUCCGUCUUCCGUUCUGCAGAUCGUGCAACAAUGGAGGGCAGGGCGAGGGGCUGGGGCCGGAAUGGGACCCAGUGAUCAACCACGAUCUACCAAAUCCUCCCGGGGAUCUACCAGUAGAUCGCAAUCGACCUGUUGGACAUCCCUGGCUAUAGCAAGUUAGGGCAUAAGAUCGCCAUAGAAAUCUUGCCAAGUAAUUUCAGAUGAGGCUUACUUGUUUGUCCUAAAAUUCAGGGCUGAUUAAUAAUCUAAACCUGGAUCUCUUGUCUUUUUAUAAAAUGUUGUUUCUAUUGCACCACCUUCAUUUAUUUUGAGGUUAUAUAUUUAAAUUAAAACUUAAUGUAGGUUGAUGUGGGUGGAUGAAACAGGAAGAAAAUUGUGUUAAGAGUCAACUGGUUGUGCGUUAAUAAUCAGUGUUGCAUCAAUCUUUUACUGUAUUGCCCUGAGCAUUCUUGUUGCACAUUUAACAAUCAUACAGCAAUAAAAGUUACCAAACAAAACCCUCCUACAGGAGAUCUUCAGAUUGUUCUUAGUUGGCCAAUGUAAUGAAAGUUUUUGAGUUUGCCUUUAAUCUUGCUUUUGAAUUGAUGGUAGGACAGCCAUAUGCUACUGAGCUCCACAUUCUUUCACAUUCCUUGUUUCACUUCCUAAUAGUUAAUAGAAAGCUGGUUUGAAAACAUGAAAGAAGACUAUCCUUUUGUAAAAAAAACACAAAACUUUAAUGGUCUGUGACCCUAAAGAAUGUUGUCCCCGCCCCGAAUCGUUUUUUAAAAUCUGUUAAAUGUUUCAGAGUGAAAGUAUUAACAAUUGAAUAUGAAGCAGUUUAGGGUGACAAAACAUCUUUGCUUUUAUUACUCUUGAGUAAUGAAUUGUCCAGAAGCCAGUUUCUGUCAACUACAUCUCAGGAUUUAGUCGAACAAUGAGUUUCCACUUGACUUUCGGGCAGGUAUGAGAGCCCUACUUGUGAACCUCAAACUCCGGAAUAUUUCCAUUUAAUAUUGAUCCUGUGUUAGUAAGUGAUAUUUAACAAUACUAACUUAACCAAAUUCCUGCCUCAUAAGCCCCUUUAAGGCCUUUAUUUACUCUUCCAGAGAGGACAGAAACAGGUGAACUGCAAAUGAACAAAUACCUUGAUCACAUUGACAGAUACUAAUUAGCUCAGUGUUUUCUAAGAGGAAGCAGUUUGACAAGAUGAAAAAGGAUGAAAAAGACAAACACUAGAACUCUGUGGUAUCAGGCUUAAUGCAAGAAUAAAUAUAGCUCACAUUUUUAUCUUUUCUAAACAUUUCUACAAGAUCAUAUAGGCAACAAUGCAUUCCUUGAAGCGAAGUUUUAUAAGCAGGCUCCUUAGGUAGCAAGAAUUUACAAAGUUGAUCUAAGCUAAUGGAAAUCAUUUAUAAAAGAGUUAGAGCCAAUUCUCCUGGGAGCAUAAUAUCAAUUUAUUUUUCUGUAAUAUUUGUGUCAGAGAUACCUGCUGAAUAUGAGAAAACUGUGUCUCCACAUAGAGUGUGUGUUUAUGAUAGCGACCAGCAGAAUGUUGCAUCUAAAAUGUUGCACUAAUUCUAGUUUCACUCUUCCUAUUAUUAAAGAAAACUGCAUGUUCGCUUAGGAUUUGCAUUCACUUGUAAUCUAAUGAUAAAUAUAAUAUCAACAAAUGCAACUAUAAACACACCUCUUGACCUGAAUAUUUUUUGUAAAAAAAAAUGUCCAGAUGGUCUUAUGUUUCUUAUCAGAUGUGAGGUGAACUGUGGUUGUACUUGGUAACAUUUCAUCUGCUGUUAUAUGUAUGUAAUCUCUUUAUUUACUUUUGCUCAAGAUUUUAGAGACUAAGCUUAUUUCAGAAACAUCAUCGGUCUGCAAACCUGAUCAUGUGGCCAGAAUAAUUGUUAAAGAUGCCGUUGUAAGUAAAAUGCUGUAUUUGUAUAAAAUGCUUUUGUGGGUGGAAAACAUGGGUAACUUGCCAGUUUAUUAUAAGGGGAAAGGUUGUCUGUGUUUGUCUACUACCUUUUCUGAAUCCUAGAAUCUUUAUAUAAAGAGAGCCUUUAGAUACAAUCCUAACCCACUUACCUGGGAAUAAGUCCCAUUCAAUUCAGUAGGACUUAUUUCUGAGUAGAUAUGUCUAGGAUUGCACCAUUUUAAACAGUGCCAUCAUUAUACGUGGGACCUUUGCAUAGGCAAAAUUAGAAAGGGCCCUUCUCCCAAGGUUAGAAAUUUAAAGUAGACACCAAAUAAAACUGGGGAUGGGAUAAAUGUGGCAGUUGCCCUUACAUGUAAUUAGUUAUAGUUACAAAUUGUCCCUCUACCUGAACUGCGUGCUUGCUUUGAAAGAUGGUUUGUGUUAAUGGAUUUUGUUUUGUUCUGACUUUUUAAAAUGGAUUUUCAAUGAUGUUGUCAUUUACUCUUUUUGUUCUUUUGUGUUUCUUAAUUAAAGGUCACUUCACUUUUUUUUUUACUUAAUAUAUACCCUCCCUUUGCAAAUGUUGAAAUAUUAUUACAUGGGCGCAGGUUAAAAAUGCAUUUCAAAUUUUAAAUUAGUAGACUUGAUAUUCAAAAACUCAAGGUGCCCUGUUUCAACACAGGCUGACAGAAAUGGCCUGAUUCAAGUCUGGCACAUGGUUCCUUUUAAAAAUAAACUGCUUUGGGAGCCAAUCUUGGCCAACAAGCACAGUAUAAAUAAUAGUGGUGAUUCCUAGGUUUCAAAAGGGUGGAAUAUAAAAAUAGCUGUUUCUGUACCACAGGCAUUUUAUUUCACAAUAUUUUUUUUAAAAGCAUGUGUCUGCCUGAACCACAUGUAUACCACUUUGGGAUAUUAGAUGAUGCAAUACAUACAUAUAUAUAUAUAUAUAUAUAUAUAUAUAUUCAUAUUCAGACUACAUAUAUAUAUAUAUAUAUAUAUAUAUAUAUAUUCAUAUUCAUAUAUAUAUAUAUAUUCAUAUUCAGUAGGACUUAUUUCUGAGUAGAUAUAUAUAUAUAUAUAUAUAUUCAUAUUCAGACUACAGGUACAGUCUUGUCCAUGCUUAAACAGAAACAUGUACCUUUAAGAUCAGAAAUUUUAAAAAAUCCUGUCAGAUUUUUUUUUAUAUAAAGUAUUAAACUCCUCUUGCCCCUUGGUAAGAAACACAUCCUAUUUUUAUAAAAUUGUUUGGAAACCACCUGACUUCUUUCUCCAUUCCCCCCCCCCCCAAUCCAGCAAGGAAAAUUUGCCAGUUCUGUUGGCACAGAUGGUCACAUGUUAACAAUACUGACUGGUGGAAUGUCGCCUAUCUCUUCUCUGGCUGAAGCCCUACAGGCGGUAUGUAACAAAGUAAUAUCAAAUGAUGAAGUUUUAAAAUCUUUUAGUGCUGUGGUACACUCACAUUUAUUGGUUCAAUGUAAUUCAAAAUCUAGUCUUUGUGCAGCAGAUCUCUUCAGUGCAGUAAGCUUACUAAAGUAAAGAGUGAUCAGGAAGUAUUCUACUUCUUGGCAGCAAAAGCUGCUCUAUCCAAUGAAUUGUGAGAUAAACCCACUGAGGUCCACAUGUAUUUAUUUUGGUAGAGUUGAAAGGCGGGCCAUCUUUUAUUUUUGUUUCAAUUAAUAACCUAUAACUUGAUCAUACCCAAAAUGUUUCAUUGAGCAAUGAUUCUUGCCCUAUGUUUUUUUUUAAUUGUGUCACAUUUCUCUAUUAAAAUGUAAAGCUUAUUUACUAUGAUUAAAAGCUAGACCUGUCUGUCAAAACAGAAGGUUCUCUGACCUCACCACCUUCUUCUGCUCAUUCUCUGGGUGUUUCCCCAGUCAUCUUGGGUUCUUUUCCCAGAAAAGAUAACUGGGAAGGGGGAAGAACAGCUGUGAAUUUAGCUUUAUGAAAAGACAGGAAGCAGAACUACUCAGAAGGUUAGGUACACCCUGAUAUGCUUUGGCACACCUUGUUAAUGGUGCAAUCCAAAUCAGUAAUAAGACACCACCCCUAAUCACCUUGUUGUUCAGUUAGACCAGAGCCAGUGCAUACCCCUACUAUCUGGGAGAUGGAUAACUGGGUUUAGGUCCAUCUUAUUCAGGAAGCAUAUCAGCUGCCAAACAGGCUAAAGCUGGUGUGAGAUAACUUCCCAACCAUAAAUCCAGGUCAAUAAGUACCACAAACACACACAAGAUGCAUGCCUUCUGCUUCAGGAUUAUAGUUCCAUCCAGAAUGAUAAUCCUUUGUCAGAUCAUCAGAAUCUCUGACCUGCAAUGCCUGUUUUAAGCUUCAGUAUUCGGCUGCCUUUUGUUCAUAGCAACAUCUGUUUUGUUAACAAGAACAAAUCUCUUAACUUCUUGUGAAUUGGUUCACAUGAAGUGCCAAACAAUGGUUCUACUUCUUCCCCUCCCAUUCUUUGUUUAAUUAGUUCCUGGUUUGUGGCAAAGAAUGUGCUGUUGUGUCCAAACUGAAAGACUAGUUUGUGGUAGGCUUGUAUCCUAGAAUGGAAGUCAUGUGCAAACUGGAGUGUGCCUGUUGCAGCAAACCAGGAAAAAUCUAAACAGAAAGUCAGAUGUGAAAGGGAGAGCAUGUGAGCGCAGAGCUUGCUCUUAUAUCACCAAGCCAUAGUUUGGCAUAUAUGAAUGUCUUGCAUCUCCUUAAUGUUUACCUGCAGAAAUUGCCAUGUAUUUCAGAAAGGAUAACCAAAUACAUAGCUAAACUACUGAACUCAUGCAAGUAAAGCUGGAAAUCAUACAAUUUGGACUUGAUUUUGAGAUCAAGCAGCUUGCAAAUGUAUGCCUAUGUUAAAUUGGACUGUUGCUACCCAUCUGGCAAAUGUCUCCUCAGCCUUGCUGGGCCUGCUAAACAUUCAUUGAAUCUGUUCAUCAUAAGGUUGUUUCACAUUGUUUGCCUGUGACUUUUCUACUGGUUACCCAUUAUUAUUCUCCAGGGAGCAAUGCAACCCUAAAUCAUGUUCUCUUCUACAAAUUUCAAACAACACUAGUCAUUCUGUAGUCUUUUGCAGUGUUUCUGCUUCAGGUAGAUUGUUGUGCAGAUACAUGGGGCAGGUGAUUCAUUCACUAGCUUCCAAAGAGGGGGAAAAUUAUUAAAAUAAGGUCCCUUCCAACCAUGUGACUAUAUUUCAUAGUACUUUCAAAUAACUUAUUAAUUUAUUUUAAUUAGAGAACAAAAUAUACCUCUCAUAAGCUUUGUUUAAAUAAGACUAAUCUUUAAUAGAACAGUCCUUUUUCACAUAAUAAUUGUGUGCUUGGUGAACCACACUUCUGAGCAUCAAAUCUGAUGAGAGAAAAUAUUAAAUGACCACUAAGCAGAAGUAUGUUGAAUAAGAUCUCUCCUUCUCUCCCUUUACAGCUUAUUUUCCUGGGCUUUUUCCGCUUGCUUGCCCUGUAUUAUAUAGCAGGUUUUGACAGCAUAGUUCGUCGUUGCAUGGCAAAAAAAGAGAAAUCUGAAAAGACGGACUGA
Messenger RNA from Podarcis lilfordi (Lilford's wall lizard), 25165 nucleotides. NCBI's taxonomy places the organism in Eukaryota, Metazoa, Chordata, Lepidosauria, Squamata, Lacertidae. The record is from the annotation of a GenBank genome assembly.